UUACAUCCAGUACUUUUGUCAACCGGUUUUCCACUUUAUUUAUUUAUUUCUCUUCUCGCUCUCUCGCUCUGCAUUUCCAUUUUUCUGAUCCGAAAUACGAAUAACCCAUUUUGGAUCCGGCAUUCUCUUGUCAGAUCCAAAACCCUCCAUUUCUUUUUUUCUUGCGUUAAAAAAUGGCGACAAUGGAGAGCUUGAUCGGGCUCGUAAACAAAAUCCAAAGAGCCUGCACCGUCCUUGGCGAUCAUGGCGGCCAAGGAAUGUCGCUAUGGGAAGCUCUUCCUUCUGUUGCUGUUGUUGGUGGCCAGAGCUCUGGGAAAUCUUCGGUUUUGGAGAGCAUUGUAGGGAGAGAUUUCUUGCCUCGUGGAUCCGGGAUUGUUACACGGAGGCCGUUGGUGUUGCAGCUUCAUAAGACACAAUCAGGGGCGGAAUAUGCAGAGUUUCUUCACGCACCAAAGAGGAGGUUCACUGAUUUCGCUGCUGUUCGUAAGGAGAUUUCAGAUGAAACAGAUCGAAUAACUGGGAAGACAAAGCAAAUCUCUAAUAUUCCAAUUCACUUGAGCAUAUAUUCUCCAAAUGUUGUCAACUUGACACUUAUAGAUCUUCCUGGGUUGACAAAGGUUGCUGUAGAAGGACAGUCAGAUAGUAUAGUUGAAGAUAUUGAAAAUAUGGUCCGUUCUUAUGUUGAAAAGCCUAAUUGCAUCAUAUUGGCUAUUACUCCUGCUAAUCAAGACAUUGCUACUUCAGAUGCCAUAAAACUUGCAAGAGAAGUGGAUCCAUCAGGUGAAAGAACUUUUGGGGUGCUAACAAAACUUGAUCUGAUGGAUAAGGGAACAAAUGCUACAGAAGUUCUUGAAGGAAGGGCAUAUAGGCUACAACAUCCUUGGGUUGGAAUUGUGAAUCGUUCUCAAGCUGACAUCAAUAAGAAUGUUGAUAUGAUUGUUGCUCGUCGAAAAGAGCGUGAAUAUUUUGAAACAAGCCCUGAUUAUGGACACUUGGCGAGCAAAAUGGGAUCGGAGUAUCUUGCAAAACUUUUAUCUCAGCAUUUAGAGCUUGUUAUUAGGCAGCGCAUACCAAGCAUCAUUUCUAUGAUUAAUAAGACAAUUGAUGAGCUCAACGCAGAGUUGGAUCGCAUUGGCAGGCCAGUUGCAGCUGAUGGAGGGGCCCAGUUGUACAUGAUUUUAGAACUUUGCCGUGCAUUUGAUCGUGUUUUCAAGGAGCACCUGGAUGGAGGGCGACCUGGCGGUGAUAGGAUAUAUGGAGUUUUUGACCACCAAUUGCCAGCUGCAUUGAAGAAACUCCCCUUUGAUCGUCAUCUUUCAUUAAAAAAUGUCCAGAAAGUUGUCACUGAGGCCGAUGGCUAUCAGCCCCAUUUGAUUGCUCCAGAACAAGGAUACAGGAGGCUCAUUGAUGGUUCCAUCACCUAUUUCAAGGGCCCAGCAGAAGCCUCUGUAGAUGCUGUGCAUUUUGUUUUGAAAGAACUUGUGAGGAAGUCAAUAGCUGAAACAGAGGAACUUAAGCGAUUCCCAUCACUUCAAAAUGACAUAGCUACUGCUGCAAAUGAAGCUUUGGAAAGAUUUCGUGAAGAAAGUCGUAAAACAGUGGUGCGGCUAGUAGAGAUGGAAUCUAGUUACUUGACGGUUGAUUUUUUCCGGAAGCUUCAUGCAGCACCAGAGAAGAAACCAGAGAAGAAUGGGAACCCACCUGGCCCAAAUAAUGACCAUUUCCAUGAUACUUCUCUCGCAAGGAUAGGAUCAAAUGUUAGCGCUUAUAUAGCCAUGGUUUCUGAUACAUUGAAGAAUACUAUUCCUAAAGCUGUGGUUUAUUGCCAAGUGAGAGAGGCCAAGAGGUCACUGUUGACCCACUUUUAUGCCCAAGUAGGGAGGAAAGAGAAGGAACGACUGAGUGCAAUGUUGGAUGAGGACCCUCAACUCAUGGAAAAGAGAACACAGAUUGCUAAAAGGCUGGAGCUUUACAAAGCAGCCAGAGAUGAGAUUGAUGCUGUUGCCUGGAAAUGAUAUAUAUAUAUAUAUAUAUAUAUAUAUAUCCAUCUUCAUUUUCUUUUAUUUUUUUCUUUCCCACAUCCAUCCAUUUAAGCGUUCUAAAUUCUUUUACAUAUGAUCAAACAUAUUCUGUCAACAACGUGUCUCGUAGUAAAAUGCCCAACUUAUUGUUUAACAUGAUUCAAGUCUUGAUAGUUUCAUAUACUAAAAUAAACAAACAAAUUAACUUC
This is a messenger RNA of Gossypium raimondii (Peruvian cotton), 2230 nucleotides long. RefSeq names its product phragmoplastin DRP1C. The transcript has 16 exons. Bases 174 to 2015 code for a protein of 613 amino acids. Gene Ontology annotation, molecular function: microtubule binding; GTPase activity; GTP binding. Gene Ontology annotation, cellular component: membrane; cytoplasm; microtubule. The record is from RefSeq and is a predicted model, not a curated record. NCBI's taxonomy places the organism in Eukaryota, Viridiplantae, Streptophyta, Magnoliopsida, Malvales, Malvaceae.